Molecule: messenger RNA, 1744 nt
Organism: Gadus morhua (Atlantic cod)
Lineage: Eukaryota; Metazoa; Chordata; Actinopteri; Gadiformes; Gadidae
Gene: meiob
Product: meiosis specific with OB-fold
Exons: 14
Coding region: 163-1548 (461 amino acids)
Biological process (GO): resolution of meiotic recombination intermediates
Molecular function (GO): single-stranded DNA binding; single-stranded DNA 3'-5' DNA exonuclease activity
Source: RefSeq, a predicted model, not a curated record
UGAGGAAUAAAAAGUAUAUCAUUCUACCCGUUACGUUUCUUUCAGCAAGAUUAAGCUAGUUUAUAUUAAUAUAUUGUAACCAACUCUACUGUCGAUUACCUAUCAAGGCAAUCACAAGAUAUUUAAGUGUUCCAAAGAGAGCUUUUACAUUCGGUGUGGAAGAUGUCUGCUCAGAAUAAUAUCGCCAUCUGUGAAUUGCACCCCAACAUCUCCCACCCGAGGGUAGUUGGUGUAGUCAUCGGCAAAACGGAUGUCCGGAGCUUCCCCGACAGAAAAAAUAUCGGCUUUGAUAGAUUCACCUUCAGUUUUACGGUGAAGGACUCCCCGGAUUACUUCAUCAACGUGUCGGCCUGGGGUAACGAUGGAUUCAUCAAUGUCCUCUCUGGCAGCUUUAACAUUGGAGAAUGUGUGGUUGUUGAAAAUCCUUUAGUGGCCAGCAAAGAUCCAGAGAAAGAUGAAAAAUAUUGCCCCACAACACCAAGCCUCUACAGGCUGCUGGUGUCAGAGGCCCACUCUCGGGUGCUGCUGUGUGCAGACAUGGACACAGCUGAUAGGCUCCUCCCUCUGCUCCACCUGCCUGUGAAGGACCCCAGAGACUUCUACUCCCUCGGGGACAUAGUGGCCAAUGGGCAGAGUCUGGAUGGCAGCGUCCUGAAUAUACUGGCUGCAGUGAGAUCGAUUGCAGAGCCGAAGCAGUUCACCACAUCAGACGGCCGUAGAGGCCAGAGGCUGGAGGUGAAGCUCUUUGAUGACUCCGUGACUUCCUUCUCCUUAGUCUGCUGGGACAGAGAGGCCAUUCAGCUCAUACAAACUCUGGUACCAAAGGAGACGGUUCUCUUCAUCGCAGAUGCCAAGAUUAGUUUUGACAGUUUCCGAAACUGUAUGGCGGCAACAGUUAACUCCAAAACUAUUGUUACUGUCAACCCUGACACCAAGGAAGCUGGCCUGCUGUUCAGCCGUGCCAAGGAGAUGUCUAGCUCAGGGCUGCUGGUGGACGACGACAGGCCAGACGACAUGCCCGUGGACUCCAUCACGGACGUGUACACGGUGAACCAUCUGAAGCUGAGGGCCCAGGAGAGCCCGGAGGUCUUCUUCGGCCUCACCUACAGCUUCAUCUCCAAGCUGGACUUGGACUCCUCCAUCUCCAGAGUCAUCAAAACCAAGUGCGCUAGGUGCAAGUACCAGGUGAACGAGGAGCUGCAGAGCUGCACCAACCCCUCGUGUCCGGGCAGGGACCAGCCCCUGUCCCUGACCACAGGGUUCGACCUGACGGUGGAUGUCACCGACCACACCGGCACCCUGCAGGCCUGCUCCCUAAGGAGCCCUGUGGCUGAGAAGACGCUGGGCUGCACUAUCGAGGAGUUCACAGGUCUCACUGAUGAACAGCGUACUGCGUUCAAAUGGAAGUUUCUUCUGGAGAGAUGCAAAAUACACAUGAAGGUUCUCCCGUCCACCAAGGUGAGGUCAGGUGUCAGAGGGAUGAUCCUUGCGUGCUCAUUGGCUGAUCCAGGGGAAGUGAAGCAGCAUAUGUCCGCCCUGCUGCAGUGAGCUCCAGUGUAAAGCAAGAGGAGCAGAGCAGGAAGUUCCUACAGCGCGGCUCUUUAACUGCUCUUUGAUAGGUUACAGCAAAGACGUAGUGUUAGAUUAUAUAUUUGACUAUGCUGAGAGGUUACUUUGUGUAUGUCUAGGUCUAUGUUUGGAAAAAUGUAUUUAUGAAAUUUAUGCAGGUGUUCACAUGUGUACU